UAAUGACAAGAAAGCUGUCCCGCCCCACUCUCAUGGAUCGAAUUACUGCCUCCUCAGUCCGAGCGACUGAAUCCAUUGCAUCUAGCUAUUCCAAUCGCGAGCGGCGCAGCGCACACCGGGCGCAUCCCGACCGACCGCUCCACAUCCCUAGAUACGUUACCUCGGCGUCUCUCCGCCUCUUUCAGUAGCUCAGCUAGAUUUCACGUCGCUGUCCGAAGAUGAACGUGAUUAUUGCGGUGCCAUCUGCAAGAUUAACCUCCGGUCGCGGGGAGUAGACCCGGAGCUGGGAAGGGAGAGAGAAACCUCUCUCUUCUCUCACCAUAGUUGCCCCAAAUCUCUGGGCACUGGUUGCGAGCGACAGCCGCCGACACUAUUAAUUAUAUUGCGUGUUCAUUUUUUUAAAAAAAAUCUCGCGCAUUUAAACCUCCUGUCUCCUGACCAAAGGAAGGGAAUCAACGGGACGUCAUCGUUUCUGUCGUGGAAAUAAUAUUAUAGGAGGGUUUUUACUUUGCUCAUACGGUAUACCAAUAAUCAGUAAAAAUGGAUUCUAUAAACAUGGAGACGGUGGAGAAGGAGUGCGGUGCUCUCGGUGGACUAUUCCAGGCAAUUGUCAAUGACAUGAAGUGUUCGUAUCCUGUCUGGGAAGACUUCAGCGCCAAGGCUACAAAGCUGCAUGCCCAGCUCCGGACCACCGUGCUGGCAGCCGUGGCCUUCCUGGACGCAUUUCAGAAGGUGGCGGACAUGGCGACCAACACGCGAGGUGCCACGCGGGACAUCGGCUCGGCGCUCACCCGCAUGUGCAUGCGCCAUCGCAGCAUCGAGGCCAAGCUGCGCCACUUCACCAAUGCUCUCAUGGAAAGCCUGAUAAACCCUUUGCAGGAGCGAAUUGAGGACUGGAAGAAAACAGCCAAUCAACUGGACAAAGACCAUGCCAAAGAGUAUAAACGGUCUCGUCAUGAGAUAAAGAAGAAAUCAUCCGACACGAUGAAACUGCAGAAGAAGGCACGGAAAGAACUGCAGGGCCGAGGGGACCUGCAGCCUCAGCUGGACAGUGCCAUGCAGGAUGUGAACGACAUGUACCUGCUGAUGGAGGAGACGGAAAAGCAGGCGGUGCGGCGCGCUCUAGUGGAGGAGAGGGGGCGCUUCUGCACCUUCAUCAGUCUCCUGCAGCCUGUAGUGAAUGGAGAAAUUGCCAUGCUGGGAGAGAUCACCCAUCUCCAGGCCAUUAUUGAUGACCUCACUGUGCUAACCACGGACCCGCACAAACUGCCCCCUGCUAGUGAGCAGGUGAUUAAAGACCUAAAGGGGUCGGACUAUAGCUGGUCCUACCAGACCCCUCCGGCAUCUCCGAGCAGCUCCGGGUCGAGGAAAAGCAGCAUGUGCAGCAGCGUGAACAGCACCCACAGUAGUGCCUCCCGCUCCUCGGGAGGCUCUCAGACUCACUCACCCAGUUCAUCCUGUCGCUACCGCAGCCUGGCCCAGCCGCCACCAGGGGGCGCUCACCGUCUCAGCAGCGUCUCCUCUCACGAUUCCGGCUUCGUCUCACAGGACGCCAACGUUUACUCCAAGCCGCCCUCACCCAUGCCCUCGGACAUUACCAGCCAGAAGUCAUCGAGUUCAGCGUCCUCUGAGGCUUCUGAAACAUGCCAGUCAGUGAGUGAAUGCAGCUCUCCCACGGCAGAUUGGUCAAAGGCAGGUCCGCAUGAGCAACCAUUGGUCAACACGCUCCAGAGGAGGAAGGAGCCCCUGGAUAGGCUGAGGGAGUCAGAGGCAUUGCCCCAAUCGCAGGGCUACGCUGGGAUGCAUCCCGAUGACCCCCAGAGGCUGAGGAUGACCCCUACUACUAUAGCAGCUAAGCACGGUGAGGAGGUGUCUCCAGCGGCCAGCGAACUGGCCAUGGUGCUGACUCGCGGCCUGAGCGUGGAGCAGCAGAAGAGCAGCCGUGACUCGCUUCAGUACUCCAGCGGGUACAGCACACAGACCACCACGCCAUCAUGCUCCGAGGACACCAUUCCCUCCCAGGGCUCUGACUACGAUUGCUACUCUGUAAACGGAGACACUGAAGCUGACGGGCAGGCCGAUUUUGAUAAGUCCUCCACUAUACCGCGCCACAGUAACAUUGCCCAGAAUUAUCGGCGCAUGAUUCAGACCAAGCGGCCUGCCAGCACGGCUGGCAUUCCCACUGGGAUGUCUGGUCAGGGCGGCGCUUCGGCCGGGAGCGGCAGUGCUGGGGGAGCAGGCACUCCGGGCACAGCCACCAUCCGCCGAACCCCCUCCACCAAGCCCGGCGUAAGACGCACCCUGUCCAAUGCAGGCCCCAUCCCUAUACGCCCACCCAUAGUGCCCGUCAAGACGCCCACUGUGCCCGACUCGCCCGGAGGAUACCCCGGGCCGCCGACCCGUGUCGGCAGCGAGGAGUGUGUGUUCUAUGUGGCGGAUGACGCCUCACCAGGGGCCCUGGAGUAUGUGAAGGCGUCGCCCAAACGCCUGAGCCUGCCCAACACGGCCUGGGGCGCGGGUGGCAUGGCCGCCCUGGAGAUGAGCGUGUAUGGGCAGCCAGGAGAAGAGGACCAGCUGCUCGCCGCCAACCGCCACAGCCUGGUGGAGAAGAUCGGUGAGCUGGUGGCCAGUGCUCACGCACUGGGCGAGGGCCAGUUCCCCUUCCCCACUUUCCCCGAGCAGGCACCCCCGGGGCCCCAGGCCCAGGCUGACCCACAGGCCCCUCAGGAAGGCGAGGACAUGCUGGUGUCCAUCCGUCGUGGCGUGCGGCUGCGCAAGACCGUCUCCAAUGACCGCUCGGCACCCCGCAUUUUGUGAUGUCUCCUUGAGCGGGGAAUCCGAGAGCGGGAAACAGAGAUGCGAUGAAGAAAAAAAAAAACAAAGCACUACAUGUGGACUCUGUAGAGAAUGACCUAUGAAAAGAAGAUUUAAAAAAAAUAAUUAAAUGUUUAAAGAAGUUGUUAGAGUAAAUACACGAUGAAAUGAUAAAUAACGAUAAUGAGAAAAAAAGAAAUGUUAAAUAACAACUGGCUCAGGCCACUAUAACUCUUAGCGUGUCUGAACGCAUGUUUGUCUUAUUAACACCACCCAUCACGGUGAGACAGACUGUAGUGAGACGUUGAGCGACGGAAGGAACGAUGAAGCAGGACCUUAGGAACCCCCUGUAAGGCCCUGUGUUGUACGGGACCUGGUCGCCCCAUACAACACGCACCCUUACCUGUCUUUGGACCCUAGAAUUCAAUGGUGGAAAAGCUCAUGUAGGGAGGGUGAGGAGCAUGGUUGGGGUGAAUGGUCUCGCAAAAGAGCCUCUCCCCAACUAUAAGCCCCACCCCCACCCUCCAGCUCCCUGACGUCACACUGCCAAAUGAGACGAUUGCGAUAGAUCUCUUACUGUGUGUUUGUCUGCUUGUGAUUGGUCAGUGUGGCUGUCAGUCUGGCUGAGGGUGAGCGGGGCUCUGCUGCAGGUCAGCUUGUGGUUUCGUAAGGGGGUGGGGCUUGUUUGUAGACUUCUGUUUCUAGACUUCUUUGACUAGUUUGUUCUUGUUUAUUUCUAAGCAAUUGAUCUUGAUCCCAAAACCUGAAACAGUAUGUGUGUGUGUGUAUGUGUGUGUGUGUGUGUGUGUGUGUGUGUGUGUGUGUGUGAGGUGUAUGCAUUU
Electrophorus electricus (electric eel) is the source of this 3656-nucleotide messenger RNA. The record is from RefSeq and is a predicted model, not a curated record. Lineage: Eukaryota; Metazoa; Chordata; Actinopteri; Gymnotiformes; Gymnotidae.